Messenger RNA from Aspergillus melleus, 1233 nucleotides. RefSeq names its product amphiphysin (gene hob1). Bases 1 to 1233 code for a protein of 410 amino acids. Lineage: Eukaryota; Fungi; Ascomycota; Eurotiomycetes; Eurotiales; Aspergillaceae. Gene Ontology annotation, biological process: endocytosis; plasma membrane tubulation; actin cortical patch localization. Gene Ontology annotation, cellular component: mating projection tip; actin cortical patch; medial cortex. Gene Ontology annotation, molecular function: protein binding; lipid binding. The transcript is spliced from 3 exons. The record is from RefSeq and is a predicted model, not a curated record.
AUGAGUUUGAAGGGCUUUCAGAAGAGCCUGGUUCGGGCGCCACAGACCUUCAAGUCCCGCUUCAAUAUUGGUGAAAAUACCAAGGACAUGGUCUACAGUGACGCCGAGCGCCGAUUUCAGGAACUUGAGACAGAGACGAAAAAGCUCCACGAUGAAUCGAAGAAAUAUUUUGACGCCAUUAAUGGCAUGUUAAACCACCAGAUCGAAUUCUCCAAAGCAAUGACCGAAUUAUACAAACCCAUCUCCGGCCGUGCUUCCGACCCCAGCUCGUACACGAUCGAAGGCAAUCCGGAAGGUAUCCAGGCCUGCGAGGAAUACGAGGCAAUCGUUCGCGAUCUUCAGGAGUCACUAGCGCCCGAAUUGGAAAUGAUCGAAAGCCGGAUCAUCAGCCCGGCAGAUCAAUUGCUCGAGGUGAUUAAGGUUAUUCGGAAGGUCGCGGUCAAGCGGGAUCACAAGAAGUUGGACUACGACCGACAUCGCAACUCCCUGAAGAAGCUCCAGGACAAGAAGGACAAAUCGCUCAAGGACGAAAAGGCACUCUACAAGGCGGAAAACGACGUCGAGCAAGCCACGCAGGAAUACAACUACUACAAUGACUUGAUGAAGGACGAGCUACCCAAGUUGUUCGCCCUCGAGGCCGAGUUCAUUCGCCCGCUCUUCCAGUCCUUCUACUACAUGCAACUGAAUGUCUUCUACACGCUGCACGAGAAAAUGCAAGGGAUAAACAUUGGAUACUUCGAUCUCACGCUGGAUGUUGAGGAGGCAUUCGAAAAGAAGCGAGGCGACGUGAAGGAGCGCGCCGAGGAGCUCACCAUUGUUCAUUUCAAGACCAAGGGCCUGGGUCGACAGAACUCGAAAUUCGGCCCCAAAGACAAAAUGGCGAACGAGAACAAGGAGCGCUUUGCUCCGCGACAGAAGGACCCCGAAGCUGGUGUCGACAACCCUCCGCCCCCCUACACCUCCGCCGCCAGCACCGGCAGCAGCUUCAUCGCCGCCGCCAAGUCAAAGCCCGCUCCUCCCCCUCCCAAGCCCAAGCCAGCUCGGUUUGCCGCACAAGUCGAGACAGUCACAGCACUGUACGACUACGAAGCACAGGCGCAUGGAGACCUCAGCUUCUCCGCGGGUGAUGUCAUUGAAAUUGUCCAAAGGACGGACAACCAAAACGAAUGGUGGAGUGGCCGUGUUGACGGCCGCGAGGGGCAAUUUCCAGCAAACUACGUUCAACUCAAUUAG